Molecule: messenger RNA, 767 nt
Organism: Molossus molossus (Pallas's mastiff bat)
Lineage: Eukaryota; Metazoa; Chordata; Mammalia; Chiroptera; Molossidae
Gene: MAL2
Product: mal, T cell differentiation protein 2
Exons: 4
Coding region: 34-564 (176 amino acids)
Biological process (GO): myelination
Cellular component (GO): membrane
Molecular function (GO): structural constituent of myelin sheath
Source: RefSeq, a predicted model, not a curated record
GGCGCGCGGAGACGCAGCAGCGACAGCGGCAGCAUGUCGGUCGGCGGAGCGCCAGUCGUGCCGCCCCCGAACCCCGCUGUGUCCUUCCCGGCGCCUCGGGUCACCCUGCCUGUCGGCCCCGACAUCCUGCGGACCUACUCGGGCGCCUUCGUCUGCCUGGAGAUUCUGUUCGGGGGACUCGUCUGGAUUUUGGUUGCGUCCUCCAAUGUUCCUCUACCUCUGCUGCAAGGAUGGGUCAUGUUCGUGUCCGUGACGGCGUUCACCCUUUCCCUCCUCUUCCUGGGGGUGUUCCUCUCUGGCAUGGUGACUCAGAUUGAUGCCAACUGGAACUUCCUGGACUUUGCUUACCAUUUUACAGUGUUCGUCUUCUACUUCGGAGCCUUCGUCCUCGAAGCAGCAGCCACCUCCCUGCACGGUCUGCACUGCAACAGCACCGUGGCCCUGCAGCCUCUCCUGAGUAGUAACCAGUACAACAUAAACGUGGCAGCUACGAUUUUUGCCUUUGUGACGACAGCUUGCUAUGGUUGCAGUUUGGGUCUGGCUUUACGAAGAUGGCGACCGUGACACUCCUUAGAAACUGUGUGUUCGUUUCCUUUGUCUACUUGAUAUGUCUGAUCAAUUUGGGUACCAUUUUGUCCAGAUACAACAACAGUCCAAAAGCAGUUUGUUUAGUCUAUGGAGAGAGCCCAGGUCCAGUUUUGGCUUAUUUCAAGGAUAGACUUUGAAUUUUAUUAUGAUAUUAAACAGAGAAAUGGCCUUUAAUUUUA